Helianthus annuus (common sunflower) is the source of this 2113-nucleotide messenger RNA. Its product is annotated as CDPK-related kinase 3. Gene Ontology annotation, biological process: peptidyl-serine phosphorylation; intracellular signal transduction; protein autophosphorylation. The transcript is spliced from 11 exons. The record is from RefSeq and is a predicted model, not a curated record. NCBI's taxonomy places the organism in Eukaryota, Viridiplantae, Streptophyta, Magnoliopsida, Asterales, Asteraceae. Gene Ontology annotation, cellular component: nucleus; cytoplasm. The coding region runs from base 237 to 1949 and encodes 570 amino acids. Gene Ontology annotation, molecular function: calmodulin binding; calcium/calmodulin-dependent protein kinase activity; calcium-dependent protein serine/threonine kinase activity.
CAACCAUUUACUCCCUCUUCUUCUGGUAGAUACCACUUUAAUAACAGCUUAAAUGUUCCUACUGUUGAUGACAACACACUUCACAUCCAAAAAUGGCAUCAAAACCGCUUCUUAAUUCCCAUCGAAACCAUCUACAUAACAACACAAACAACCAGAUAUCAUCGUCACCUUCAAUGCUAACAACACUUAACACCAUUUCAACUCAAAAAACACAUUCACCCGGACCAAACUAACUAAUGGGCCAUUGUUGCAGCAAAGGCACCGGAGAACAUAACACCAAACACCGCCGGAAACCACAGUCUACCGCUGCUCCGGCGGGUGUUUCAACUGGCACACCGGUGGGUGUUGGAAAUGAAACUCCGGUGGUGUCUUUCACCGGCAGUCCAUGGCAGAUCCGGUGGCCGGAGGGAAGUGGGACGCCGAGGAGGGUGUUUAAGUGGCCGUUCCCGCCGCCGUCGCCGGCGAAGCCGAUCAUGACGGCGGUGAGGAAACGGAUGGAGAUGAAGAAAGUGAAGGUGGAAGGUGAAGGUGAAGGGGAGGUAAUGUUGGAUAAAAGUUUUGGUUUUUUGAGGAAUUUUAAGGGGAAAUAUGAGUUGGGGAAAGAGAUUGGGAGAGGGCAUUUUGGGCAUACUUGUAGAGCUUUGUGUAAAAGGGGUGUGCUUAAGAACCAUUCUGUUGCUGUUAAACUUAUUCCAAAAUCUAAGAUGACAACGGCUAUAUCGAUCGAAGACGUACGUAGGGAAGUGAAGUUAUUAAAAAGCUUAUCUGAGCAUCAACAAAUGGUCCAGUUCUAUGAUGCAUUUGAAGAUGAUCAAUAUGUGUACAUAGUCAUGGAACUGUGUGAAGGAGGAGAGCUUCUUGAUCGAAUUUUAUCCAGGGGUGGAAGAUAUAAUGAAAACGACGCUAAAUCAAUUGUUAUUCAAAUGCUAAGUAUAGCUUCAUUUACUCAUCUUCAAGGAGUUGUGCAUCGUGAUUUAAAGCCCGAGAACUUUCUUUUUAGUACCAAAGACGAAGAUUCUUCAAUGAAGGUCAUAGAUUUCGGUUUGUCUGAUUUCGUUAGACCAGAUCAACGCCUAAACGAUAUUGUUGGCAGUGCAUACUAUGUUGCACCAGAAGUGCUACAUCGAUCAUAUAACGUAGAGGCUGAUAUGUGGAGUAUUGGUGUCAUAACUUACAUAUUAUUAUGUGGAAGCCGGCCUUUUUUCGCCAGAACAGAAUCGGGUAUUUUUCGUUCUGUGGUAAAAACCGAGCCAAAUCUCGAGGGGUCACCUUGGCCUUCAGUGUCUCCAGAAGCCAAAGAUUUUGUCAAAAGACUUCUUAAUAAGGAUCACAGGAAACGAAUGAGUGCUUCUCAAGCUUUGACUCACCCAUGGUUAAGAGAUAAAAACCCUGAUGUGCCGCUGGACAUUUUGGUCUACAAGUUGGUCAAGUCAUAUGUUCGAGCCACACCUUUAAGGCGUGCUGCACUCAAGGCUCUCUCAAAAGCUUUGACUGAGGAUGAACUGAUAUAUCUUAGCGCGCAGUUUAAUCUCUUGGAACCGAACGAUGGGUGUGUUUCUUUGGAAAAUUUCAAAACGGCUCUUGUGAAGCAUUCGACUGCCGCCAUGAAAGAGUCAAGAGUCUUUGAUAUCUUGGAUAAGAUGAAACCCCUAUCUUACACUCAAAUGACAUUCGAAGAGUUUUCAGCUGCUGCAAUCAGCCCACAUCAACUCGAGGCUCUUGAAGGAUGGGAAAAUAUAGCGAAUAGGGCUUUUCAAUACUUUGAACUUGAAGGAAACCGUGUCAUUUCUGUAGAUGCAUUAGCACAGGAAAUGAACGUGGGGGAAUCGGGCCACUCGAUACUAAAGGAUUGGAUAAGAGACAGCGACGGGAAACUCAAUUUUCUUGGAUAUACCAAGUUUUUGCACGGUUUAUCAAUUCGUAGUUCUAACACAAGGCAACAUCAAUAACACAUAUAAUGCCAUUGGAACCAUGGAAAGGCAGAGGUCAUUAUACAGGUGGUCAACGCUAGAGUUGACUUAUUAUUUCCAUUAUUGCAUAUCACUAUUUGUAGGAUUAUUGUUUUGGCUGUUGGUAAUGCCUAUAUAUCACCCGAAUAAGCUUUUCAAAAUAA